AUGGGCCUCUACCACAUUGUGCUUUUUAAAUUUAAGAAAGAUACCCAGCCAGAAGAUCUCGAAAAACUGGCUUCCCUGAGUGGCGCCAUGAUUGGGGAAGUCUCUGGCCUGGUGGACAUGAAAACUGGCCCCCCCUUGGCUGCCACUAGUAUUCGAGCCAAGGGAUUCGAAUACGCAGCCGUGGCGACCCUGGAAGGAGUCCAAUUUCUGGAAGGCUAUGUCAAGAACCCUAUCCAUGGCGAACUGAUCGCACUGGUAGGAAAGAUUGCCGACGAGACUGUCGCCUUUGACUUGGAAUUCUAG
Molecule: messenger RNA, 303 nt
Organism: Fonsecaea erecta
Lineage: Eukaryota; Fungi; Ascomycota; Eurotiomycetes; Chaetothyriales; Herpotrichiellaceae
Exons: 4
Coding region: 1-303 (100 amino acids)
Source: RefSeq, a predicted model, not a curated record